GAUGAUGUAUAUUGUAGGCGCCAGUCAAUUCGCAUCGACCGUGAUGGCGACGAAUCAACCAAAGCGAGGAAGUGAGAACGAUGAUUGCUCUUUUCUCCCUUUGGUUCAUGACAUUAUAAAAUGCAUGGACAAAGAGAGUCAAGAUGUCCAUCAAGAACUGGUCAAGUUUAAGACAAGGAUUCAUGAAGCGCGCGAGCAGAUCGGAGCCAUGCCAGGAAUUGACAUGAGCCUGUUCGAGCAGCAGCAUGAACUAGAGACGCUGCGAGAGCAAGUCCGCACCAAGAAUCAGCUACUGCAGAAAUACAAGAGUUUGUGUAUGUUUGAUGUUCCCAAAGCGUCGUGAGGGAUGUUUGACAGUCCUAAAGAAACUAACUGAGUUCAGGCGAAAACUUGGAGAGGAACACACAAGUACUGAAAAUGCUAUAUUUUUAUAGUUAGAGGACUGAGAAAAUGACCAUCCAUUUGAAAUCGUGAGAAAUGAUCUUGUUUAUAUGGAGUAUUUUUGGGGAUUCCAUCUCUUGGCUCCGUGUUAUCUCAUGUGCCUUUCCAUCCUAACAAUUCGUGCAGUAUAACUUGAACUCAUCCCGUUUGUCAAAACCACCAGAAAAGAUUUCAUUUCACUAUAACACUACCUUCAGGCAGUAUCUUGUUGUUUUGUAAACUGUCCCAUUUUUACUUUGUAAAAAAUGUAUUAUCCAUACUGAAUUAUAAUGCCCUCGUCAAGUUUGUAUAUGCAGUGGAUUCUUAUUUUAGGUCAUGGUUUUGUUGGUGUGCUAUAAAGAUUGAGUGCUGCAGAUUUUCAAUGCGGUAGGCCUAAAAUAAACCUUUGUUUUAAUUC
Molecule: messenger RNA, 838 nt
Organism: Salvelinus fontinalis (brook trout)
Lineage: Eukaryota; Metazoa; Chordata; Actinopteri; Salmoniformes; Salmonidae
Product: mediator of RNA polymerase II transcription subunit 9-like
Exons: 2
Coding region: 2-343 (113 amino acids)
Biological process (GO): regulation of transcription by RNA polymerase II
Cellular component (GO): mediator complex
Molecular function (GO): transcription coregulator activity
Source: RefSeq, a predicted model, not a curated record